Closterium sp. Yama58-4 is the source of this 360-nucleotide messenger RNA. Lineage: Eukaryota; Viridiplantae; Streptophyta; Zygnematophyceae; Desmidiales; Closteriaceae. The record is from the annotation of a GenBank genome assembly.
AUGAAGCAACGAUCGCAUACCGCGACGUACCUCGUGCUCCUGGUUGCCGCGUCGUGCCUCGUCAGCUACGCCGCGGCGCAAUCAUGCUCGGCAGUGUGCACCGUUCCCGGCAGCCCCAAUCUCGUUAACUCCGACUGCGUUGUCCAGUGCAACAACUGCGGCUACGCGACUCCCUACGGAUGCGCCACCUACUUCCAGCCCUUGUGGAACUAUAACGCCUACGUGUCCGCCAGCUGCAGCUACUCGUGCUCCAGCGGGCUCGCCUGGUGGUCGUGGCUGCUCAUCAGUCUCGCGAUUCUCUUCGUCUCUGUAGCAGUGGGCUUCGGAGUUUACGUGUGCCUUCGCUCCGCCCGCAGCUGA